Salvelinus namaycush (lake trout) is the source of this 7849-nucleotide messenger RNA. RefSeq names its product probable phospholipid-transporting ATPase IH. Gene Ontology annotation, biological process: phospholipid translocation. Gene Ontology annotation, molecular function: magnesium ion binding; ATP binding; ATP hydrolysis activity. Gene Ontology annotation, cellular component: plasma membrane; trans-Golgi network; endoplasmic reticulum. The transcript is spliced from 28 exons. Lineage: Eukaryota; Metazoa; Chordata; Actinopteri; Salmoniformes; Salmonidae. The record is from RefSeq and is a predicted model, not a curated record. Bases 1 to 3588 code for a protein of 1195 amino acids.
AUGACUCAGAGCACUUACUCUCUGUUACUGGAGUGUGCUGGAGAGGAGAACUGGGUGGACACCAGGACGGUGUACAUCGGAAACAAGGAGCCCCCACCGGGAGCGGAGGCCUACAUUCCCCAGAGGUACCCCGACAACCGCAUCAUCUCCUCCAAGUACACCUUCUGGAAUUUUGUUCCGAAGAAUUUGUUUGAGCAGUUUAGAAGAAUUGCCAAUUUCUACUUCCUCAUCAUAUUUCUUGUCCAGUUGAUAAUUGACACUCCCACCAGUCCCAUCACCAGCGGGCUACCUCUCUUCUUUGUCAUCACUGUCACGGCCAUCAAACAGGGCUAUGAGGACUGGCUCAGGCACAAAGCAGACAAUGCUAUUAACCAGUGUCCUGUGCACGAGGUGCAGCAUGGGAAGGUGAUCAGGAAACAGAGUCGUAAGCUGAGGGUGGGUGAUGUGGUGCUGAUCAAGGAAGAUGAGACGUUCCCCUGUGACCUCAUCCUUCUCUCCACCAGUAGGGAGGAUGGGACCUGUUUUGUCACUACAGCCAGUCUGGAUGGGGAGUCCAGUCACAAGACCUACUAUGCUGUGCAGGACACUAAGGCCUUCAACACAGAGGAGGAUUUUGAUACUCUACAGGCUUCUAUUGAAUGUGAACAACCACAACCAGACCUCUACAAAUUCGUGGGCCGAAUCAAUAUUUAUUCGGACAGAAACGAGCCCAUCGCGAGGCCUUUAGGAUCUGAGAACCUACUUCUCAGAGGGGCGACACUGAAAAACACACAGCACAUAUAUGCUGUUGCCAUCUACACUGGUAUGGAGACCAAGAUGGCGCUCAACUACCAGUCCAAGUCCCAGAAACGCUCUGCAGUGGAGAAGUCAAUGAAUGCGUAUCUGAUAGUGUACCUGUGCAUCCUGAUCAGCAAGGCUCUGAUCAACACAGUGCUGAAGUAUGUGUGGCAGGCUGACCCGGACAAAGACGAGCCCUUCUACAACCAGAAGACUGACACAGAGAGGCAACGCCAUAUAUUGAUCCGGGCGUUCACAGACUUCCUGGCCUUCAUGGUGUUGUUUAAUUACAUCAUCCCCGUGUCCAUGUACGUUACCGUGGAGAUGCAGAAGUUCCUGGGGUCCUACUUCAUCAUGUGGGAUGAUGAGAUGUUUGACGAGGAACUGGGAGAGAGGGCUCAGGUUAACACAUCUGACCUCAAUGAAGAACUGGGACAGGUGGAGUACGUGUUUACAGACAAGACAGGCACCCUGACAGAGAACAACAUGGAGUUUAUAGAGUGCUGUGUGGACGGCUAUGUUUACGUCCCUGAUGCCAUCUGUAAUGGACAGGUCAUGCCAGGGGCAACCAGCAUGGACAUGAUCGACUCCUCACCUGGACCAGGGGGCAAGGAGUCUGAGGAGUUGUUCUUCCGGGCGUUGUGUCUGUGCCACACGGUACAGGUGAAGGAGGAGGAGACAGUGGAUGGCAUCAAGAUGGGUAUCCACCAGAACAAGGCCACCUCCUUCUACAUAUCAUCCUCUCCUGACGAGGUGGCACUGGUGGAGGGCAUGAAGAGGCUUGGCUUCACCUAUCUGCGGCUGAAGGACAGUCACAUGGAGAUUCUCAAUAGGGAGGAUGAGGUCGAGAGGUUUGAGCUGCUGGAGGUAUUGACCUUUGACUCUGUGAGAAGGAGAAUGAGUGUUAUCGUCAGGUCCACCACAGGGGAGUACUACCUGUUCUGUAAAGGGGCCGACUCCUCCAUCUUCCCCCGGGUGAUCUCUGGCAAGGUGGAGCAGGUCAAAGCCAGAGUGGAGCACAACGCUGUGGAGGGCCUACGGACACUGUGCGUGGCGUACAGGAAGUUGAGCGUGGCUCAGUACGAGGAGACGUGUCACCUGCUGAACAGCGCCAAGCUGGCCCUGCAGGACCGAGACAGGAAGCUGGCCGAGGCCUAUGACCUCAUUGAGAAGGACUUCAUACUGCUGGGGGCCACCGCCGUGGAGGACAGGCUCCAGGACAAGGCAGCGGACACCAUCGAGUCUCUCCAGAAGGCUGGGAUGAAGGUGUGGGUGCUAACCGGAGACAAGAUGGAGACGGCGGCGGCUACUUGUUACGCUAGCAAGCUGUUCCGCCGCUCCACACAGAUACUGGAGCUGACCACCAAACGCACCGAGGAACAGAGUCUACAUGACGUUCUGUUUGACCUGAGUAAAACCGUACUCAGACAGCAUGGUAGCAUGACCAGAGACACCUUCUCAGGUCUGUCUGCUGACUGUGUGGACUACGGUCUGAUCAUCGACGGGGCCACCCUGUCUGCGGUGCUGAAGCCCAGUCAGGAGGACUCCAGUCAGGGGAACUACAAGGAGAUCUUCCUGGAGAUCUGUAGGAACUGCAGCGCUGUGCUCUGCUGCCGCAUGGCGCCCCUCCAGAAAGCACAGAUUGUGAAGCUGAUCAAAUCGUCUCCAGAACACCCCAUCACGCUAGCCAUUGGAGACGGGGCUAAUGAUGUUAGCAUGAUCCUGGAGGCUCAUGUGGGCAUCGGCAUCAUGGGUAAAGAGGGUCGCCAGGCAGCGCGGAACAGCGACUACGCCAUCCCGAAGUUCAAACACCUGAAGAAGAUGCUGCUGGUUCACGGACACUACUACUACGUCCGCAUCUCAGAGCUUGUCCAGUACUUCUUCUACAAAAAUGUCGCCUUCAUCUUCCCUCAGUUCCUCUACCAGUUCUUCUGUGGCUUCUCCCAACAGCCGCUGUAUGACACAGCCUAUCUGACACUGUACAAUAUCAGCUUUACCUCUCUACCCAUCCUGCUCUUCAGCCUCAUCGAGCAGCACAUCAACAUGGACAUCCUCAAGAAAGACCCCUCCCUCUACAGGGACAUAGCUAAGAACUCUCUCCUGCGUUGGCCCAUUUUCAUCUACUGGACCUUCCUGGGGUUGUUCGACGCCGUCGUCUUCUUCUUUGGUUCUUACUUCCUGUUCAACAACAGCACCUUCACCAGCAACGGACAGAUGUUUGGUAACUGGACGUUUGGGACUCUGGUCUUCACUGUGUUGGUGUUCACAGUCACGUUAAAGCUCGCCCUGGACACACACUACUGGACGUGGAUCAACCACUUUGUCAUCUGGGGCUCGCUGCUUUUCUUCGUCAUCUUCUCUCUGCUAUGGGGAGGCAUCAUUUGGCCCUUCCUGAACUACCAGAGGAUGUACUAUGUGUUUAUUCAGAUGUUGUCCAGCGGUCCGGCCUGGCUCAGCAUCAUCCUGCUCAUCGUCAUCAGUUUGCUGCCUGACGUGGUCAAGAAGGUCGUCUGUAGGGCCCUGUGGCCCACCACCACAGAACGCAUCCAGAAUGCAGACAAGCUGUAUAACGGCCAGCUAUCGGAGUUCACCCCGCUGGCAUCUCUCCACGCGCCCACGCGCAGGAGGGCCGACCACCAGAACCCCAUUCCCAGAAGGUCUGAACCCUUCACCAAAAAACUCAUGUUCACCCACUGGAGGGGCGGGCCCGACUACUGCACUUUCACCCCACUCCUCCGAUUCGCCGGCAACUCCCGUCACUCUGGGGCUGGCUACGUCCAAAAUUGGGCAGGGCCUGAGACCUCGGUGUAGUCUAGAGUGGAGUUUAGUCUGAUUUAGACUGGAAGUCUAGACCAAGAUUUCAGUGUUGAGCAAUUGACCACUGGAACAAUCUGUCCUCUAGACAAUAGAUACCUAAUCUAGACGCGUACAGUUACCAAUGUCAUUUUGAAAAAGCAAACGAACACCAAAUACACACAGAAGGACGAUCCACAUGAUCGACAGUCCUAGGGCUGUGUUGUUAGCACAAGGAGCUGAGUGAACUGAACAGACUUGACUCCAGGCAAGCAGUGGCUGUGGAUUGGUGGAAAGGGCCUUGGCUCCACCCAAUAAUGUCUACUGUGGGUCCCCUCAGACCCACCCUGCAGUGUGUUUGUGUGGGUGUGGGUGUGUGUUUGUGGGUGUGUGUGUUUGUGUGUGUGUGUGUGUGUGUGUCACUCCCCCAUAUCUGUCUGUCAACUGUCUGUCAGUGAUGAUGUCAUUUGAAGUGUUUGUCAUAAAGGAUGCCACUCCCCCGUAUCUCCCUGCCGACUGUCAACUGUCUGUCAGUGAUGAUGUCAUUUGAAGUGUCAUAAAGCAGGGAUGCCCAGUAUGAAUGGAAGAUGUUCAGAGGUAUUGCAUGUGCUUUAACUGACCACACUUUCCUGUUUUUCUUUUGUCUUUUUCUCUCUUCCUCUCUCUUUCUGUCCUGCUUUUUAUAGAACAAACUGGUGUUGCCUCUGUGCAUAUCUCUUAUCCAGGAACACGCCAUAAGACACUAGUCUCUUCCAGUUCAGUUGUAAGUGGCUAGGCCGUGAUAGGGGUUUAUCUCUACUGGACUAGAGACAGUUCUGUGUGUGUAGUAUCCCGUGUCAUAGACUGUCCUUGUGUCUACUGUAGAGUGAUGUGAUUAUACCUCCAUUCCCCCUUGUAACCGUCCCAUUUCCUGACAUGGAAGCUGAGGCAUCCUGCCUCACGUAGUGCUAAGGAAGUACAGUGGGAAACCAGUAUGCAUGGGAAUCCUUUUCCGCCUUAACAUCUACACAGUGUUUCCUUUGAAAUACACAGUAGUCUGGAACCAAAGGCUCAGAAAAUACUUUUUCAAUGGUUAUUGCCUUACACUGAGACUGGAUGGGACAGAGGAAGAGAAAUUCUGCCUUACACCACACCAGGAUUGUUGGACAGUAUUAGAUAGGAGAGAGAACCUACUUUGUUUCUGAGCUUUAACGUUGUCCAUGUAGAUAUCUAACAUCUCUCACAUUCAGAUCUGAAGCCUUAAAGAGCAGUGGAUCUCUGUUACAGAAAUACAACAUGUAGAAUGUAGACAUUAUGCUUAGCUGCUUUGCUCUGUUCUUUGACAUAAAUAAUAUAGAACAUACCCAUAGAAGUCUCACACGCCUCAUGAAGGUGUUAUAAGAGUGUUAUAAGAGUAAUUCUCUCACAAGAGUCUGUCAGGGGUCUUAACAUCUCAUCUGUCACUAUGUGCUCUCUCCCUCCCUCAGAUCUUCUCUGAUGCUUUUAUGUUUCAAUUUCUCCUCUUUCUUCAUGUGUUUUUUUUUUCCUCUACCGUUUCUCCUCUUGUUCCUUUUGAAGUGAUGCUCGUGUGGAUCUGUCCUCUCGAGCCUCACUACAUCUCCUCCUCCUCACUGCCGCCUCCUCUCAUCCUCCACUCCUCCUCUCAUCCAUUCAUCCAUUCACUCCUUCAUCCGGUCAUGCAUCCCUCCAUCCGUCUCAUAAGAACACAGUCUGUGUGGUGGGUGUAAGGAGAGAGAGAACGAGAAAGGGAGAUGGAGGGGGGACUGUACCAAAACCAAGGUUUUUCUAGACACAUUUAGCUGCUUGACAGUAGAUCUUGUGGUCCUUUGGUGCAUUGUGGGAUCUGUUCAAACCAAGAGGAACAAAAGUAUAUAUAUGGAUAAGGAUGUUGUUAUACACAGUAUUUGUGUGUGUGUGUGUGUGUGUGUGUGUGUGUGUGUGUGUGUGUGUGUGUGUGUGUGUGUGUGUGUGUGUGUGUGUGUGUGUGUGUGUGUGUUUUGUGUGUGUGUGUGUGUGUGUGUGUGUGUGUGUGUGUGUGCACGUGCAGAUGUCUGUUUCAUUGAAAGCAGCAAUGAUAUUUAAGAUGGUCAUCUGUUAUUAGGUGGUAUUAUGAAUCUUCAAUGAAAAGGAAAGACACUGAACAUUACACCACAAUCAGAACUAUAACACUGGACAUUGCUAUGACGAGGUUUACAAAUAAUGAAUGAAUUAGUGAAUGAUUCAUGAAUGAAUGAUUACAAUGGAUGACUAAAUGAUGAGUGACCGGCUGUAAGGAAGUGGAUGACUCCAAAAAUGGUGAGAACUAGUGUUUUUAUCAGCACUUCUGUGGUCAUCUGUUAAUGAGUUAGAGGAUGAAUGAGACUGGUACUGAGACAGUCGUUUAGGGUGUUUAUAAUGUUGCUGACUGGUUUGCAUGCUCUGCCUCUGUCAUACCACUGGAUGUAAUGAGCUUCUCUGUGUGUUUAUGAAUCAAACAAGCAUAACUUCUCUUUCUCUGACAGUUCAACACUCUCCAAACUGAAAUAUGACGCCUCUCUCUCUUAAUUGCUUUGAUGUCUCGUCCAGUCGAAACCUAUUCCAUAAAAGCUUGAAAACUUGAAGCAAACUACGCUAUCAUAAGUUGACGGUAUUGUCUAGAAUUGAUUGUAUUGAGAUUCUUUGUUUGAUAUUCUGUGUAUCAUUUUGUCUCUGUUAGGUUUCCUGUUUGAAAAGGCCUAGAGCUCAACUCAAUAGUCAGUUGGUUUGGAGGAAAAUGUUGGUUUUGUGAGUGACAAACCCUCAGAAAGAUGGAGAAAGAGAGAGUAUGUGCAUUUUACUGUUUUAGUCCUGUAGGUGUUGCUGACUAUGCUUCAGAAUAUUGAAUGUAUAAGAAGCCUGCUCCUUAAAGCCUGUCAUUAUGACAUAUAUCUGUGUUUUAGGAUCUUAGUCAUAUCAGCAAACAAGGAUGGAUGCUAUUGAACAAAACUCCCACGUGUUCAACUGUGAGCUGGCUUGUUGCUGUUAGAAUGAUGUUGGACAACCCACCGCAGUACAUCAGAACGUUUCCAUGAUCCAGAACGGAAAUGAUCACCAAAUACUGACACGUAGUAAGAAUGUAGUGUUUUUCAGGCAGCGACCCUGUUCUGAUCAGAAUUCUUUCAUUUAGGUAUUUUUGUAUAUCUUAGAAAAAUCCUGUUUUGUUACUUUUGUAUUCAGAAGAGGAGACCUGUUCACUGACUUGUAUUUAUUUAGAUAAUUAAUAUUGCGUUUUCUAACAACCAAAACAGCUAGAGAGUAACUGUCAAAGGCGGAAGAGGAAGCGAGACACCCCACUCGCAGCUUUUCUUUUUUCGUUUUUUUUUCUGGUUCAAUGAAUGUCAAUGAACUACGUAGACCAGACCGAGUUGCUGUUGCUGUUUCAUUGGUGUCUAUGGGAGACACACCCAGUUAAGUAGACCAGACCGAGUUGCUGUUGCUAUUUCAUUGGUGUCUAUGGGAGACACACCCAGUUAAGUAGACCAGACCGAGCUGCUGUUGCUGUUUCAUUGGUGUCUAUGGGAGACACCCAGUUAAGUAGACCAGACCGAGUUGCUGUUGCUAUUUCAUUGGUGUCUAUGGGAGACACACCCAGUUAAGUAGACCGUAACAUACCAUUUCUUUCAACGGUAAACAGCCUGAGUGAACUAUCUUAAUUUAGCCACCAUCUUUGCAGCUGUCACGGGGAAGAGAGACAUCAUGCAAAUGAAACGAUAUAGCUUUACAAUUCUGCUUUCUGUCAAUUAAUAUACUAAGAAAUCCAAGUACAAUUGUCUCUUCUGUGCUCCUGCACUGAAAUAAUACAUGUUUCUCGCAUGAAAUAUGGGUUUGUUUUUAAAGAUACUUUGAAAGCCAUUGACUAUGGGAUAAGGUGUGACCAAAUGAAUAGCUAUAGUAGAUGUUUAUUGUUCUAAUAUAUAACUUUACUGACUUAGUAUGGCUUGAACUUUACAGCCAGCCUUUACAGUUUAACAGAAUGUGUAUUUCUCUUUUACAAUGCAUCGGCACAUAGUGUUAUGACAUCACUCAUAACUUUGACUAUAUUUACAUCUAUGUAUACUUCUGUACACUCUUUAAGGUGUAUAUAUAUAUAUAUAUAUAUAUAUAUAUAUUACUGUAUGUAGUAAAGGUAAUUCAUGUACAGUAUUGGGGUCUUUUUCUAUACAGUUUUUAACUGAUUGAUAUCUGUAGAUACAUGUGGAUUUUUGCCAGCCUUUCUGUAACUAUCAAUGGCAAACAACUAAUUGUACAUCUGCUUGUAAUA